This is a messenger RNA of Lacerta agilis (Sand lizard), 944 nucleotides long. It is a transcript of the gene AP1S3, whose product is annotated as adaptor related protein complex 1 subunit sigma 3. Gene Ontology annotation, biological process: vesicle-mediated transport; intracellular protein transport. The record is from RefSeq and is a predicted model, not a curated record. Bases 107 to 571 code for a protein of 154 amino acids. Gene Ontology annotation, cellular component: membrane coat; AP-1 adaptor complex; intracellular membrane-bounded organelle. Lineage: Eukaryota; Metazoa; Chordata; Lepidosauria; Squamata; Lacertidae. Gene Ontology annotation, molecular function: clathrin-cargo adaptor activity. The transcript is spliced from 5 exons.
GCGAGCAGCUGGGAGUUCACCUGUGCUUGCGGGGGGGAGGGGGGAAGACCCGCACAGGGCACGGGGCUUCGAGCCACCCGGGGUGGGGAGCGGCUCUCUGGCAGCCAUGAUGAAGUUUAUACUGCUCUUCAGCCGACAAGGGAAAUUAAGACUCCAGAAAUGGUUUAUUACACUGCCUGAAAAAGAGAAGAAAAAGAUCACCCGAGAAAUUGUGCAGAUUAUUUUGUCUCGCAACCAGAAAACGAGCAGUUUUGUUGACUGGAAAGACCUCAAGCUUGUUUACAAAAGGUAUGCUAGCUUAUAUUUCUGCUGUGCAGUUGAAGAGCAGGAUAACGAACUCUUGACCCUAGAAGUUGUCCAUCGUUAUGUAGAGCUACUGGACAGAUACUUUGGCAAUGUGUGUGAACUGGAUAUUAUUUUCAAUUUUGAAAAGGCGUACUUUAUUCUUGAUGAGUUUCUGAUGGGAGGGGAAAUUCAAGAGACUUCCAAAAAAUCUGCAGUGAAAGCUAUAGAGGAUGCUGAUAUGUUACAAGAGACAAUGGAAGAAUAUAUGAGCAAGCCUGCCUUCUAACUAGAACCUACAUAAACAGAAAACGAGGCUGCAUACCAAUGGUAUAUGUAAAAAUCUGCCUGCUCCUGGAUUUUAUUUAAACAAUGAACCCCUCCCAUCUCAAACCCCCCUGAAGGGAGCUGCCUAUGCAAUAGUCAAGAUGAAGGUCAGCCACAAUAGCGCAAACAUGUGUUCUAUUUUAUAUGAGCAUGAUAGUAAACAUUCUUGGCUGUCCUGAUUGAAUGUUUGUUUUUACGGCAAUUUUUAGCUACCUGCCUUUCACUUCCAAGAAACGGAUACUAGAACACUUGAAGGAUAUAUUUAUAUGAUUUGGGUCAGUUUUUCACCAAUUCAGUGUAAUUUUGUAAAAUAAUAAUAAUAAUGAACCAACCAA